CCUCAAAUUGCGCUGGAAAGCAAACGGCGAGGGAGAAGCGGACAGCGUUCUCUUAAUCGAUCAAUUCCUCUCCCUUUAAAUUCCGUCAAGGAGCAGUUGCAAACUCCGCUCAUCCUCGCCUCCUCCUCCUCUUCCUAUAACCGGCUAUCUAGUGCAGGAACAUCGUCAGGCGAGGCAGCCAUGGGAAAUUGCGCAGCGAAGCCCCUGGCACUCGACGACGCUCCCCUGCCGCUGGAGAAGCUACCGUCAAUGAACGAUUCAUCCGUCGACGGCGAUGCCUACAAGGAGGAGGAGGAGGCGGCCGCUACGGCCAAAAGCACCUCGCCGGAGCACGAGCCCCUGCUCAAGAGCGAAGAGGUUGAUGAAUCCAAUAAGAAUGACGCGUCGGAGGCUCAAAAGGACGAUGCGCUCAAAAAUGAUGAGAAUGUUGUCUCAGAGACUCACACACUUGCAUCAGAACCUGCAGAAGAAAAUACAGGAGUGAUGGAUCAUGAAAUAACCGAUGAAACAACGCCCGCUAAUCCUCAAGACACUGUUGUUGUCACUCCCCAAGAUUUAACCAAAGAUGAAGACGAGGAUGCUGCAUUUGAUAAACCUAAAGACCCUGAAGCCAUCAUCAUCGAAAAUGCUGCACUUUCUGAGGCAAACGUGGAACCAGAGGAUUCAGAAGCAAAAGUUCAAGUGGAGGCUCAAGAGAUUGAUGCCAUAGUUAAAGAACCUAAUGACCAAGAAGCCACCACCAUCAUUGCUACUCCCCAAGAAAAUCCUGCACCUUUGGAGGCUCAAGAAAAUGAUGCUACAAAAGCUUCAAAAGAGAAGAAGAAGGGAGAUGUCUUCCACACUCUGUUUACUAUGUACAACAAUUUGGUAAAGAAGCCUUGAGUGUUGAAAUGGCAUGAUGGAAUUGCUGUUACCACUUGACAGUUUGGGCUUAUAUCGUGUUAAUGGGAUUUAGUGAGAGUUUUUCAUGUUCGUCAGUUGUCAAGUUUCCUCAAUUAAUGAUUACAUUGUAACAAAAAAUGUCUUUCUCCUCUUGAAAACCACGUGGAUAUGAAUAUGUCGCUCUGUAUCAAGCAUUAUCUUCGAA
Messenger RNA from Zingiber officinale, 1087 nucleotides. RefSeq names its product guanine nucleotide-binding protein G(s) subunit alpha isoforms XLas-like. Bases 181 to 882 code for a protein of 233 amino acids. The record is from RefSeq and is a predicted model, not a curated record. The transcript has 2 exons. Lineage: Eukaryota; Viridiplantae; Streptophyta; Magnoliopsida; Zingiberales; Zingiberaceae.